CUCGAACAAUUUGCUUGCCGUUUUUCCUGAUGAGCUUUUAUGCUUAAAUUUAGUCCCUUUUAUGCUGUCUUAUCAUUCGUUCUGGUCUGAACAUUUGUACCAUCUCUUCAAUCUUCCCCACCAUCUAUCAUACUCCCUCCUGGUUCUUCGCGCUUUAGAAGUCCGAGACCUGAUUGAAGGACUCAAGCAGGGGGCGAAUAUCUCUCAAAAUGGAUUUUAGAUGGCGCAUUUCAUUGGUAGGCAAAGAAUCUGACAGGGCGGAAGUCGGUCCGGGAGCCCAUAUCAAUAUCUUGACAGUGACAAGUACCCAACAGAUGGAACGUGGCGUCAAAAUGCAAAGGUAUAAGAAACGGAGAUGGCCCAGAGCAAAUUCCUAAUUCAUAUGCAACGCCAUUCUUGACAAUCGCCUCAUCUCCUCUCCUUGUCUGUCCAAUUUACUACCCUUACCACUUAUAUUUAGUUUCGCUCAACCGAAUACUCAACACUCCUACCAUGUCGCAAAGUCCUCAAGACGAUGGGCCAGACGGGCAUGCCCUUCCCCUGAACCUGGAUAGAUCAGAGACACGACUCACUCGAGCAUCAACGCGGCGCACUCUAGAACGAUACGAGACAAGACCUACCCAAGAUGCCGCCGAUGUCUUGGACUUGCCAUAUGAUAUGUUGGGCGAGGAGGCAGACAUGGCCGAGUAUACGGAAGAAACGGCCGACGGUCUCAAGCCCAAGAGGACUAUCUCAAGAGUUAGUGGCAAGGUUGAAGAGCAUGAGCUCGUCACAUUCAAAAUUAAUGACCCCGAAAAUCCCAAGAAUUGGUCAAAGGCAUACAAGUGGUACAAUACCAUGGUGGUAGCUUUCACAUGUUUUGUGGUUGCUUUCAAUAGCGCCGUCAUCACCGCGGAUCUUGAGGGCGUCAGUGAGACCUUCAACGUAUCGAUGGAAGUUGCUCUCUUGUCCAUCACCGUCUUUGUCAUUGGCUUUGGAGUUGGCCCCCUAGCAUUCGCGCCCUUGUCCGAGAUGUACGGCCGAAAACCCGUCUACGUUAUCACAAUUUUCCUCGCAAUCAUUUUCAUAAUUCCCUGCGCCGUUGCUCAAAACAUUGGCACUCUACUCGUGUGUCGGCUCAUUGACGGCAUUGCCUUCUCCGCCCCCAUGACUCUUGUUGGCGGCACCUUGGCUGACCUAUGGAGGAAUGAGGAAAGAGGUGUUCCUAUGGCAUUCUUCUCAGCAGCGCCAUUCAUUGGUCCUGCAAUCGGCCCGCUUGCUGGAGGUUACCUUGGUCAAGCUGCUGGUUGGAGAUGGUUAUACUGGAUCCAGCUCAUUCUGGCUGGUGUCUGUGGGCUCCUACUUACGUUCACGGUCCCUGAAACGUACGCACCAGUCAUCCUCGACAAGCGAGCAAAAGCCAUGCGCAAAGAGACUGGGCAAUCGAUCUACGUGACAGAAAAGGACCUAGACACUCGACCUCUUGCAGACCGACUCCGAAUCAUUCUGCUCCGGCCGCUUCAACUGCUCUUCCUGGAGCCUAUUGUCCUGUUCGUGAGCCUGUACAUGUCUGUCCUGUAUGGGUUGCUGUACAUGUUCUUCAUUGCAUACCCUAUCGUUUAUGUUAAGGGCAAAGGAUGGUCGGAAGGCAGUACAGGCUUGAUGUUCAUACCGCUCGCACUUGGAGUUCUAAUGUCAGCCGCACUUUCGCCUUUCAUCAACAAGCACUACCUGAGUCUCUGUGCUCGGGCUCCCAACGGCAAGCCCCCGGCAGAAGCACGCCUGAUCCCCAUGAUGUUCUCCUGCUGGUUUAUUCCCGUCGGACUCUUCAUCUUCGCAUGGACAUCUUACCCUGACGUCCAUUGGAUCGGCCCUGCUAUUGGAGGAUGGCCUGUCGGCUUCGGGUUCAUCUUCCUGUACAACUCGGCCAACAACUACCUGGUCGACACUUACCAACAUCAAGCCGCAAGUGCGCUUGCAGCAAAGACUUGCAUCCGAAGCUUCUGGGGCGCCGCGACGGUUCUUUUCACCGCACAGAUGUACGACCGCCUUGGGUACCAGUGGGCCAGCACACUCCUGGCUUUCAUCGCCCUGGCGUGUUGUCUGAUUCCAUACGUUUUCUACUUCAAGGGUGCCGUCAUCCGCAAGCAUAGUCGCUAUGCGUUUGUUGAUGACGAACAGGAUGAUCUGCCGGUUGAAAAGGUGUAGAUAUCAGAUUUGGCAUUUGAUCUUAAGAUAACGACUGGAAGGGUUAGCCAAUUCCCACAACCCAGAUGAAUGAGGCGUUGGUUUUAUGUGGCUAAAGUAUAGACUCGGAAAUAGACUGGAUUUGAUUCACUGUAACUAUAUCAUGUAAUGUAUC
Molecule: messenger RNA, 2341 nt
Organism: Exophiala mesophila
Lineage: Eukaryota; Fungi; Ascomycota; Eurotiomycetes; Chaetothyriales; Herpotrichiellaceae
Exons: 2
Coding region: 493-2187 (564 amino acids)
Biological process (GO): transmembrane transport
Molecular function (GO): transmembrane transporter activity
Source: RefSeq, a predicted model, not a curated record